Molecule: messenger RNA, 1296 nt
Organism: Haliotis rubra (blacklip abalone)
Lineage: Eukaryota; Metazoa; Mollusca; Gastropoda; Lepetellida; Haliotidae
Exons: 4
Coding region: 1-1296 (431 amino acids)
Source: RefSeq, a predicted model, not a curated record
AUGCCAGGCAACUGUGGACGUCAGAAACUCAACAGAAAACGCAACAAUAAGCGGAAAAAGAUAUCGUCCUCAAGUGGAUCAGACACGAACUUAGGUGACACCCCUGCAACAACAAACAUGGCCACCGCCACGGGCAACUUGGUGCGACAGUCACUGGAGACAAUCUACUCAGCUAACGCAACCACCCAGGAACAGCCGCACUUCGGUACACCCCAGGACAUCGAGGAUGUGCUCCAGACAUACUCACAUAUUUUCCAGGAACAAGGUGGAAUCAAGGGUAUGGUUGGUAAGAUAUACAUUCCACCAAACGCAAAGCCAGUGUUUCUCAAAGCACGACCACUUCCUUAUGCCAUGAAGGAAAAGGUCGACAAGGAACUUGACCGACUCCUUGCAGAAGGAAUAAUAGAAUCAGUACAACACUCGGAAGUGGGCCACUCCGAUAGUCCCUGUACUCAACUUCCUAUCGACGAGAAGUCGAAGGACUACACAACCAUAAACACCCAUAGAGGGUUGUUCAGAUUCAACAGAUUGCCUUUUGGAAUUUCAUCCUCACCGGGCAUAUUCCAGCGCUGCAUAGACAAUCUCUUACAGAACAUUCCUAUGACUGGUGGUUACCAGGAUGAUAUCAUCAUCUCAGGUCAGGAUGAUACCAAACACAUUGAGAACCUCACCACUGUGUUGGAGAAACUUUCAACAGCAGGCACGCAUCACAGUACGGACUGGGUGCAGUCCUCUCUCACAAGAUGCCUGAUGGGUCCCAGCGUCCCAUAUCAUUUGCUUCACGAACACUCAACCAGGCAGAAAAGGGUCGAAAAAGAGGGACUCUCUGUCAUAUUUGGAAUUAAAAGAUUCCACCAGUAUCUCUACGGGAGACACUUUCUGAUGUCAAAUGACCACAAACCCCUUCAGUUCCUGUUUGGAGAAAAGAAAGGGAUUUUGGAUAUGUCUUCUCCGCGUAUCCAGAGGUGGGCAAUAACCCUGUCUGCCUACAGCUACUCCUUCGUCUACACUCCAGGAAAGGAUCUUGGUCAUGCGGAUGCCAUGAGUAGGUUACCACUACACAAUGCACCUUCCUCGGUUCCCACUCCUCCAGAAACGUUGAAUCUAACAGAAUUCUUCGAUUCAACGCCAGUGACUGCAACAGACAUAGCUGCAUGGACGAACCACAAUCCACUGCUUUCACAGGUGAGAAGAUUCACCAACAGUGGAUGGCUAUCAUCAGUGAAUGACGAUUCGAUGAGACCAUUCUUCUCACGACGAAAUGAACUGAGUUCACACGGUGGUGUGAUACUGUAG